ACUACUAAAAAAGUACUUAGUACUGAAGAGAAGAAGAUCUUAUUGAAUAAAGAAGCGCAUAGAAAAGCUGUUCAAGAAAGGAUAGCAGACAUUCCGAUACGAAAUUAUAGAAAUUUCAGUAUCGUCGCCCAUGUUGACCAUGGAAAAUCGACUCUCUCUGACCGGUUGUUGGAACUAACAGGUGUUAUCCAACCUGGUUCUAAUAAGCAGGUGCUAGACAAAUUGGACGUGGAAAGAGAAAGGGGCAUUACUGUGAAGGCACAGACAGUGUCCAUGUUCUACAAUGAUCCUGAGACUGGGGAAGACUAUUUGUUGCAUCUAGUGGAUACUCCUGGUCAUGUGGAUUUCAGAGCUGAGGUAUCUAGAUCGUAUGCUUCAUGCGGAGGAGCACUUCUCUUAGUAGAUGCUUCUCAAGGUGUGCAAGCCCAGACUGUGGCCAAUUUCUACUUGGCGUAUAGUAUGGGACUUAAACUUAUACCGAUUAUCAACAAGAUCGAUUUAGAUCAGGCAGACAUUCCUCGUGCCAUGGACCAAGUAGAAGAGACGUUUGAAUUACCCAGAGAAGAUUGCAUUCCUGUUAGUGCAAAGACCGGACUCAAUGUCGAGAAUAUUAUUCCUCUGAUUAUCAAGAACAUUCCUGCUCCUAAUGGAGACGACAGCAAGCCACUUAAGGCACUUUUAGUAGACUCAUGGCAUGAUCCCUAUUUGGGGGUGGUCAUGUUAGUUCAUGUUGUGGAUGGUAAAAUGAAGAAGGGUAUGAAGUUAUUAUCUGCACACUCAGACAAAGUCUACGAAGUAAAAGAAGUGGGGAUCAUGUACCCCGAUAAAAUGCAAAUGGACCAGAUCAAGGCUGGACAAGUUGCCUAUGUAGUCCCGGGAAUGAAGAACCCCAGAGAAGCUCUUGUUGGUGAUACUUUCUUCCAGUAUGGUAAACAUGAAGGAUUGGAAGCUUUACCGGGGUUCGAGGAACCAAAACCGAUGGUAUUUCUUGGAGCUUUUCCAGCAGAUGGCACUGAAUUCAAUGUUAUGGAUGAUCAAAUGCAGAAUUUGGUUUUGAAUGACAGAUCUGUCAGCCUUGAAAAGGAAACUUCCAAUGCCUUAGGUUUGGGCUGGAGGCUUGGAUUUCUCGGGUCAUUACAUGCUUCAGUGUUUAAAGAAAGAUUGGAGAAUGAAUAUGGAGCCAAGAUUAUUUUGACAGCUCCUACUGUACCAUACAAAAUUGUAUAUAGAGAUGGCAGAGAAGAAAUCAUCACCAAUCCAGAUGGUUUUCCUGAUGCCAAGAACCAAGUUAAUGUCGAUACCUAUAUGGAGCCAUAUGUGAACGCAAUCAUGUCUGUUCCAAACGAAUAUGUUGGCACAGUGAUGACAUUGUGUUUGAGCAACAGAGGAGUACAGAAAGAGAUAGAAUAUUUAAAUACUGGUCAAGUUCUUUUGAAAUACGAAAUCCCUAUGGCUCAAUUAGUUGAAGACUUCUUUGGCCAAUUGAAGGGUUGUACUAAGGGUUAUGCUUCUUUGGACUACGAAGAUGCUGGCUAUAGAAAGUCUGAUAUUGUAAAAAUGGAAUUAUGUGUCAAUUCCGAGCCUCAAGAUGCAUUGACCACCAUUUUGCAUAAAUCUCAAGCUCAAUCUCGCGGUAAAGAAUACGUAACUCGAUUCAAAAAAUUUCUCAGAUUCCAAUUGUUUGAAGUUGUUAUUCAGGCCAAGGUGAACAGUAAGAUCGUCGCCCGAGAGACAAUCAAGGCAAAGAGAAAAGACGUCACUCAAAAAUUGCAUGCCGCUGAUAUUUCCAGAUAUAAGAAGUUAUUGGAAAGACAGAAGGAAGGAAAGAAACAGAUGAAGGCUGCUGGACGUGUCCAUAUUGGCAACGAUGCAUACCAAGCUUUCUUACGUCGUAAUGAUUAG
Messenger RNA from Scheffersomyces stipitis CBS 6054, 1902 nucleotides. RefSeq names its product GTPase. Gene Ontology annotation, biological process: positive regulation of translation. Gene Ontology annotation, molecular function: mitochondrial ribosome binding; GTP binding; GTPase activity. The transcript has a single exon. The record is from RefSeq and is a predicted model, not a curated record. Lineage: Eukaryota; Fungi; Ascomycota; Pichiomycetes; Serinales; Debaryomycetaceae. Gene Ontology annotation, cellular component: mitochondrion. The annotation marks the transcript as partial.